CUUCAAUAUUUGUAAUAAACAUAUAAAAUUUAAUAGAGAUUUUAACUUUAUGAGUAAUUUUGAUAUUUGGACAAUAAAUAAAGAUAUAUAUAGAGAAUCCGAUCAGGCACAACCAGCAGUAUUCCAUUUUCUCUUCCCAUAAACUAAACAAUCUUUUCGUGUGUCAAAAGUGUGAUUGGACUUGGGAUAGUUUUCUGAAUUAAUUGAGGAAAAAAAAAAAAAAAUGGGGCACAAAGAGCAUAGAACUAUCCAUGUUGUAGUGCUUCCAUAUCCAGGCCAAGGCCAUAUUAACCCUCUCCUUCAAUUUGCAAAGCGUUUAGCCUCUAAAGGUGUCAAGGCCACCAUAGCCACAACCCAUUACACUGUCAACUCAAUAUCUGCACCCAACGUCGGUGUCGAAGCCAUCUCCGAUGGGUUCGACACUGGGGGCUUUGCCGAGGCAAAGAGCGAGGACUUGUUCCUCAAGUCCUUCAAAACCAAUGGCUCAAGCACACUGUCUCAACUCAUUCAAAAAUACCAAAACUCUGACUACCCUGUGAAUUGUGUAGUGUAUGAUUCAUUUUUUCCGUGGGCUCUCGAUGUGGCCAAGCAGCAUUCUAUACCGGGAGCUGCAUUCUUCACCAAUUCCGCCACAGUGACUGGAAUAUUCGCUCACAUACACCGCGGCUUUCUUUCGCUUCCGUUCAAACCUGAAAACAUGCCCUUGCUCAUUCCUGGCUUCCCUCCACUCAAUUUUGAUGACUUGCCAAGCUUUCUCAAAUUCCCAGAUGGAUAUCCUGUUUACUUGGCCAUGAAAUUGAGUCAGUUUUCUAACUUGGAAUUCGCGGACUGGGUUUUCGGAAACACUUUUGAAGAACUAGAACACGAGGAGGCAAAAGGAAUAUCGAAUCUCUGGCCGGGAAAGUUGAUAGGUCCGAUGGUUCCGUCAGCUUACUUGGAUGGCAAAAUCAAGAAUGACAAAGGGUACGGAGCAAGCCUAUGGAAGCCGCUCGGUGAAGAAUGCCUCAAAUGGCUCGAAACCAAGCCCCAAAACUCAGUUAUCUAUGUCUCUUUUGGAAGCAUGGUGUCCUUGACACAGAAACAAAUGGAAGAAAUUGCGUUUGGCUUACAAGAAAGUAAUUUACAUUUUCUUUGGGUGGUAAAAGAAUCCGAGAGAGACAAGUUGCCCAACGGGUUUAUAGACUCGGCGAAAGAAAAGGGUCUGAUUGUGGGUUGGUGCAACCAGCUAGAAAUACUAGCUCAUGAAGCUGUAGGCUGUUUUGUUACACACUGUGGUUGGAACUCGACGCUCGAAGGGCUUAGCCUCGGCUUGCCUAUGGUUGGUGUGCCACAGUGGGCAGACCAGUUAACUGAUGCUAAAUUUGUGGAGGAGAUUUGGGAAGUUGGGGUUAGAGCCAAGGAAGAUGAGAAAGGGAUAGUGACGAAAGAAGAGCUCGUGUUGUGUUUGAAGACUGUCAUGGAAGGAAAGAGAAGCCAAGAGAUCAAGAAGAACUCCAUCAAAUGGAGAGAGAAGGCUAAGGCAGCUGUUAGUGAAGGAGGAAGCUCUGAGAAGUGCAUCAAUGAAUUUGUAGAGUUUCUGAGGUGUUGUGAUCAUAAGAAGAUGUUAAAUGGUCACCACUAGUAGCUAGAGUUUUUUCCUUUCUUAAUAUUUUAGAGUUUUAAUUAAUUUGUUCUGUGUGUUUUAUAUGUGUAUAUAUUUUUCUUUUAUUUGAUUCUGAAUCUUGUGGUUAGCAGUGCACCUGUAGAUUAAUUUAUUAAAUUAACUUCAUUUGAUAA
This is a messenger RNA of Ziziphus jujuba (common jujube), 1776 nucleotides long. Its product is annotated as UDP-glycosyltransferase 74B1. The coding region runs from base 224 to 1621 and encodes 465 amino acids. Gene Ontology annotation, molecular function: UDP-glycosyltransferase activity. The transcript has 2 exons. The record is from RefSeq and is a predicted model, not a curated record. NCBI's taxonomy places the organism in Eukaryota, Viridiplantae, Streptophyta, Magnoliopsida, Rosales, Rhamnaceae.